GUGACUAGUGAUACCGACCAAAGACACAUUUUCAUACUUUUUAGUUUACACACAGCAGGGUUGGCUGCAUAGGUGCUCCUCGUUGGCUCAGCUCAGCUCCUCUGUGGUCCAGCAGGCCCAAACGGCUCAUGCCCACCAAAUGCAGAAGCGUGUGGGAGCUGUGUGGUUUACGACUCUCACGAAUGCUCAGGUCACACUUUGUCCUGAAGCGUGCCGGUUUCCCAUGAGAUCCCCUGGUCUAGGUGUCACCCCUGCUCCCAGAGCUUCUCAGACCCAGAGGUGACCAUCAGGGGUGAUAUCUCACACCUCCCACCACAUAUAUGGAGCAGCCUCCUUACUCCUUCUCAUUAUCCUGCUCACACCGUUCCUGCAGCACACUUACAGCUCUCUAGACUUGACCACAGACCGGCAGAUGAAGAUGUCCUACUGCUCUCCACUCCAGCUCCAGGAGAGCUCUCUGAUGUUUGAUUGUGAGUCUCCUAUGAAGAAAUCUGAGACUCACAAUCCAUCUUCUGAUCCUGGUUAUGCCAGCGCCAGCAGCAGCCUGUCUCCCACAUCCUCGGUGGACUCCUUCUGCUUCUCUCCCUCUUCCCUUCACCAGGCUUUAGGAAAUGAACAAGAUGCCUUGAGCAGCUUCUUCUUCUGCUGUUCAGAGGAACCUCCUCCUGCUCAGCAGACUCUACGCUCCUCCAGAUCCACCUCUGCACCAGCAGUUCCAUUAAAGAAGUCCAGGUCCAGGUAUCCUGGUGACAAACGCCAGACUGCCAGUGAGAGGGAGAAGCUGAGGAUGAGGGAUCUGACCAGAGCUCUGAAACAUCUCAGAACAUACCUUCCACCCUCUGUGGCUCCACCGGGACAGAACCUAACCAAGAUCGAGACGCUGCACCUCACCAUCCGAUACAUCUCCUACCUGUCUGAGCAGCUGGGCCUCAGCGAGGAGGUGCUGCAGCAGAGGAGGUCAUUUGGCUAUGUGGAGAAGGUCCAAACCCUCAACCAGUUCCUGGGUCACCAACCGUCAGGAAGCUACAGUUCACAGGAGCUCAGAGAUGACUCUGUGAACGCUGAGCAGCAUUCCUAUCAGAGAUCCAUCCUGGCUGCUUCAGGAACAACCAGAACCUGUCAUCUUCAGAGGACAGUGUUAAAGAACAGUCCAGUCUCAAACCAGUCCACGAUCUUUCCCACAAAACGAAACCUUAAGUUAAUAUAUGAGCCGAACUCUACAAAAAAUAAACACUAUUUAUCCUUCAACCUGUCCUGUUUGCUCAUCCUCCACACGACGCUGCAGCUGUCAGCAGGACGUGCUAACCAGGCAGCUGAAAGACCCCCGCUGGGAGGGGUGACAGCUGACCUGCUGCCAGCGGUCACCUCCACUUCCUGUGUGAACCGUUCACACUUGAGUGAGAAAGUGGGACUGAAGCGUGCUUUAUACAAGCUGCAGGUAUAA
Messenger RNA from Nothobranchius furzeri (turquoise killifish), 1444 nucleotides. RefSeq lists its product as uncharacterized. Gene Ontology annotation, biological process: regulation of transcription by RNA polymerase II; mesoderm formation; heart morphogenesis. The record is from RefSeq and is a predicted model, not a curated record. Lineage: Eukaryota; Metazoa; Chordata; Actinopteri; Cyprinodontiformes; Nothobranchiidae. Gene Ontology annotation, cellular component: nucleus. Gene Ontology annotation, molecular function: RNA polymerase II cis-regulatory region sequence-specific DNA binding; protein dimerization activity; DNA-binding transcription factor activity, RNA polymerase II-specific.